CGGCCGCCAACAUGGCCGAGACGAACGAGGAGGUGGCGGUACUGGUGCAAAGGGUGGUGAAGGACAUCACUAACGCCUUCCGCAGGAACCCGCACAUAGAUGAAAUUGGUCUGAUCCCAUGUCCCGAAGCAAGAUAUAACCGGAGUCCCAUUGUCCUGGUUGAGAACAAACUCGGCGUGGAGAGCUGGUGUGUCAAGUUCUUAUUACCAUAUGUCCACAAUAAACUCCUUCUGUACAGAACAAGAAAGCAGUGGCUACACAAAGAUGAACUGAUAGAUGUCACCUGCACUCUGCUGCUGCUCAACCCAGACUUCACCACUGCAUGGAAUGUGAGGAAAGAGCUCAUCCUCUCUGGCACUUUAAGUCCAGUUAAGGAUCUACAUCUGGGAAAACUGGCCUUAACUAAGUUUCCUAAGAGUCCAGAGACAUGGAUUCACAGGCGCUGGGUGCUACAGCAGCUAAGUCAGGAAACGUCCCUGCCUUCCUCUGUGGCCAAAGGAAGCUUAGGUGUAGUUCCUGCAGAAAGGACACAGCGGAUAAUACAGGAAGAGAUGGAAGUCUGCAGUGAAGCAGCAGGGAGAUAUCCCAGCAACUAUAAUGCCUGGUCCCAUCGCAUCUGGGUGUUACAGAACGUGGCCAAGCUGGAUCUGAAGAUCCUUCUUGAUGAACUAUCUUCUACUAAACACUGGGCGUCCGUGCAUGUCUCAGACCACAGUGGAUUUCACUAUCGCCAGUUCUUGCUAAAGUCCUUGAUUAGCCAGACAACGACAGACAAUGCUGUACCGCAGCACAACUCUUUGAAAUGUGAGCCGAAAGAAGCAGCAGCAGCAGCAGCCUCAGCAGAGGAGCCCAGUGUGAGUCUUCCCCAGCUCCUAGAAGAAGAGGUGGAAUUCUGCACAGAUCUUAUUGAUUCCUAUCCAGGGCAUGAAACCCUUUGGUGUCACAGGCGGCACGUUUUCUACCUUCAACAUCACUUAAAUGGCAGGCUCCCUCCAAGCUUGACUCCCCUGUCACCCGCAGACUGCUCUGGGGCAGCUUUGAAUGACUUGCACCAGAUUCCAACCAGCCCUCAGCUAUCUCAGGCAAUGGAAGUAGACGGACUGAGUGACUCAAGCAAGCAAGGCUAUUCCCAGGAAACCAAGCGCCUAAAGCGGACCCCAGCUCCAGACUCCCUAGGCCUGGAGAUGGAGCACAAGUUUAUUGAUCAAGUGUUGUCUACUUGUCGGAAUGUAGAGCAAGCCAGGUAUGCCAAUGCAUACAGGAAAUGGCUGGUGACUUUGAGUCAGUGACAGGGGUGGAUUCAGCCUAGGAAAUUCCUUUUAGUGCAAUAUUGCUUUUCUUUCUCAACGCUAUAGUUGCAUGAACUAACUGGCUAACUGUAUUUUUCAUCUACAGCUUAAAAGUCUAUAAGGAACCUUUUGUUUUAUUUAUUUUGUCAAGAGCCGGCAUUCCUUUGGGUAUAAUCGUGUAGUUCCUUCCUGCUAAACAGUGUCUUAAUUCUUUUUUUUUUCCUCUUUGGUCCAUGGCUUUCUCCGUCCAUACUUGGGCUUCUCGUUUGGCUCUUGUGAUUGGCUCCCAUACUUAUUCACCGCAGUU
This is a messenger RNA of Rattus norvegicus (Norway rat), 1596 nucleotides long. It is a transcript of the gene Ptar1, whose product is annotated as protein prenyltransferase alpha subunit repeat containing 1. Gene Ontology annotation, molecular function: protein prenyltransferase activity; prenyltransferase activity; transferase activity. Bases 12 to 1289 code for a protein of 425 amino acids. The record is from RefSeq and is marked provisional. The transcript has 7 exons. Lineage: Eukaryota; Metazoa; Chordata; Mammalia; Rodentia; Muridae.